GGAAUGCGUACAACAUAGCAUGCUUGAUGAGGGAGCGCAGAAGGACGUCAACUUCUUCUUGGAGGUACAGUGAAGACGCUGCACGCAGACAAAGUAACGCGGCGCGCUGCAUGCUCUUUCUGCACUGUUUAUUCGCUUCAAAAAAUAUUAGGCCAUCGGCACCGGCCCGGCACAGCUGCACGUCGCCCUGUUGUGUGGCAUUCUCUUCUUCUGCUACGGCGCUGAAGUGCUGGCCCUGUCUGUCAUCAACUCAUCCCUGGGCUCCGACUGGUGCGCCAGUGCAAGUGGCUGUGUCUCUUUGCGUGUCGACUAGCGUACGCAAGAAGCACGGCGACAACUGGUUCCUCGAUGGUGCCGUGUGUUGUUCACUUCCCGACAGGUACUCCCCCGUCGGCCGGGGGAUGCUGAUGAGCGCGACGCUGCUCGGGUUCGCGGCAGGCGGCAUUUCUGUUGGUGCUCUGGCUGACCGAUACGGCAGGAAGUCUCCAAACCUGCUGGCGCUUGGAGGGAUCAUCGUGGGCAACGCCGCAUCGAUGUUCGCACCAAACUACUGGCAUAUGCUGGGGAUGCGAGCAUUUGUUGGGUUUUGCAUGGGCUGGGGCAUCCCAUCCUGGCUGAGUCUUGCCAGCGAGUUGUCGCCGAUUGCAGCGAGAGCCCCACUGCAGGCCGCCGGUGCGCUCUUCUCGGUGUUCGGGGGAGUCUACGUGUGUGUCUGCAUCGUCGUUCUCGACCCACACAUGCAUAUCGAGUGGAGGCACCUGGUCCUGCUUGCGACAAUCCCACCCUUGCUCAGCUUGCUGCCGGCCGCCAUACUGCUUCCUGAGAGCCCUCGGUGGGCAUUCCUGCACGGGCAGACGGACAAGGCGAGGAGGAUACUGCUGAAGAUGGCGAGGCAGAACGGGAAGAGGAUAUCUGCACUGGAGGAUGAGAGUAGCUCCGAGUGGGCCGCACCCGUAGAGGAGACCAGGGGAGGGCCCACGGCAUACAAGGUCAUAUUCUCGAGGAAAUACAGAUUCACCACAGCCAUGUGAGUGAGCACAGAAGAGUUAACACAGGCAGAUCGAUCGACGCGCACCAUGACUAGGGGCUGUGCUUGCUAUCUGUGUGUGUAUGCAGCCUCUGCUACUCGACGCUAGCAUGCAGCCUCUGCAUGUACGGCAUGCUCUACUCGCUCCCUCAAUGUGGGUGCGACGGCAAUCACAGGCACACACCCGAUAAUCGCGGCACCCAUGACAUGUCACCCGUGUGUCUGCCCGAUGCAGGUCUGCCAGAGAUGGAGAAGGCAAGCAGUAUUGCUGAGGGCUGGCAGUUGCUCAUUGGGGAGGCGGUCAGCAGCCUCAACGCUAUCCUCGUUUCGGCUGCUGAUGUGAUGCCCAGGAUACUCUCCCAGUUCUUUGCCCUGCUGGUCACGUCGGCCGCUCUGCUCCUCUUCGCCCUCUUUCUCUUCUUCAGACACCCCGCAGCCACCUGGGCAGCGGUCGCCGCCAAGUUCGCCGGCCGCUGCGCAUUCAAUUUCCUCUACUUCUACACGUCGGAACUCUACCCCACCUCGUGCAGAGCAUCCGGCGUCGGACUGGCCAUCUCGUUCGGCCGCAUCGGGGCAUUAUCUCCCCUCUACUGUUCGAAUGGCUCGUGGCCGCGGUGGAGGACCACCCAGUGGUGCAAAAGCACCCGGGAGGCAAAUUCUCGGCCUACUUCUUGCUCGUGGCCGUCUGCCUGCUCGUCGAUGCCCUCCUUGUGCUGUGUCUCCCCUUCGAGACGCGGCUCCAAGCUCUAGAGGAGACCUAUGUCGACGUGAGGCUAGACAAACGGUUUAGGGUGCCACGGCUGGGCCGGCGGUUCUCUAACCUUGACAAGAUGGUGGACGACUUCCAGUAUGCCCGCCGUCCACGGUCGUCCUCCAUGCCUCCCGUGUCAUCCUUGCCGUACGGUAGGGUGGGUGCGGGUCAUUUGGACAGGCGUAGCAGUCUGCCGGUUGCGUCGGAUGCGAGAAGGGUGGAGGGGUACCGGACGUGCGGUGAGUGAU
This is a messenger RNA of Vitrella brassicaformis, 2026 nucleotides long. NCBI's taxonomy places the organism in Eukaryota, Vitrellaceae. The record is from the annotation of a GenBank genome assembly.